Molecule: messenger RNA, 5563 nt
Organism: Scatophagus argus
Lineage: Eukaryota; Metazoa; Chordata; Actinopteri; Scatophagidae
Gene: kdm4b
Product: lysine (K)-specific demethylase 4B
Exons: 22
Coding region: 188-3907 (1239 amino acids)
Biological process (GO): chromatin remodeling
Cellular component (GO): nucleus
Molecular function (GO): histone H3K9 demethylase activity
Source: RefSeq, a predicted model, not a curated record
GUGAUUCAGCCAAUGGAGAUGCCUAGUUUCUGGAGUGGGCGUGACUGACAAUAGCCUCAGCUAGCUAGUAGUAGAGGAAAAUCGAUCCAGGGAAUUUUUUACUAAACGAUAUCAAAUCGAUUGAACAAAACAGGGAGAGGGGAAUACCUUGCUGCAGGAGGUUUACCUGCAGUCCUUAAAAGUCCCAAUGGCUACCGACAUGCCUAUGGAAAUGGUGCCGACUCCUCCCCAUGCCCCAGCAUCGCUCCCUGACACUGCCCCAGCCUCUCCUCCUGCUGCCAGCUCCAGUGCAGCCCAAGACCAGAUUCCCACCCAGGAGCCAGCAAUAGCUGAGACCCCUGAAACAGCGGCGACGUCAGAACAAAACGGUGGUCCAGAUCUCGCUCCGGCUCAGCCUACAGACCCCGACUUGGAUCCAGGUAUCAUUCCAGGUUCUGAACAGCCGCUGACCCCUCUGGUGCCUCCAGUGCCACCAGCCAGCGCCAAGAACCCCAGCUGCAAGAUCAUGACCUUCCGGCCCACCAUGGAGGAGUUCAAAGACUUUGCAAAAUACAUUGUCUACAUGGAAAGUCAAGGAGCUCACCGUGCUGGCCUGGCAAAAGUGAUUCCACCAGAGGGUUGGAAGCCGCGAAGGUCCUAUGAUACCAUUGAGGAUAUGGUGAUUCCAGCACCCAUUACGCAGGUGGUGACUGGACAGUCAGGUCUCUUCACUCAGUACAACAUCCAGAAGAAAUCUAUGACUGUAGGCGAGUACCGCAAGCUGGCCAACAGCAAGAAAUACUGCACACCCCGACACAAAGAUUUUGAUGACCUAGAGAGGAAGUACUGGAAGAACCUCACAUUUGUGUCCCCCAUCUAUGGUGCUGAUGUCAGUGGUUCCAUCUAUGAUGAGGACAUUCAAGAGUGGAACAUUGGCCACCUGAACACACUGCUGGAUAUGGUGGAGCAGGAAUGUGGCAUUGUUAUCGAGGGUGUCAACACUCCAUACCUCUACUUUGGCAUGUGGAAGACCACAUUUGCCUGGCACACUGAGGACAUGGACCUCUACAGCAUCAACUACCUGCAUUUCGGACAGUCAAAGUCCUGGUAUGCUGUCCCACCUGAGCACGGCAAGAGGCUGGAGAGGUUGGCACAAGGCUUCUUCCCGGGCAGCUCUCAAGGCUGUGAUGCCUUUCUGCGCCACAAGAUGACGUUGAUAUCACCAUCCAUCCUGAAGAAAUAUGGCAUUCCCUUUGACAGGAUAACUCAGAAUGAAGGGGAGUUCAUGAUCACCUUUCCGUAUGGCUACCAUGCUGGCUUCAACCAUGGCUUCAAUUGUGCCGAGUCCACAAACUUUGCCACCCUGCGCUGGGUGGACUACGGCAAGAUGGCUACCCAGUGUACCUGUCGUAAGGACAUGGUGAAGAUCUCCAUGGAUGUGUUUGUGCGCUGCCUGCAGCCAGAUCGUUAUGAGUUAUGGAAACAGGGCAAAGACAGCACGGUGCUGGACCACCUCAAGCCCACUGAGCUCAACAGCCCCGAACUGGAGCGCUGGAGGCAGCAUCGUGUAACCCUACGAGCAAACCUCCUGCGAAGGGCUAUGCAGAAGAUGAAGCAGGUCCGUCGUCUAAAGCUGGAGGAGGUGAAGGUGCUGGCAGAGGAAGGCAUUGAACUGAAUGCUGCUGAAUACCAGCGUCAGGUGGAGGAGCGUGAGGCCCUGCGGAGACAGGAGAGGGAGGAGCGUCUAGCCAGAGAGGCCAUGAUGACCCUGGAGGCCAUGGAGCGCGAGGAGCAGGAAGCUGCUGAGGCCGCUGCCAGAGCAGCAGAGACUCAAACUGCAAAUGGUGCGGACAAACCUGAGGCCAAACCACAGAGCUUGAUUGAGGACAGUGAGAAAAAGAAGCACAAAAAGCCGAAGAAGAUGUUAAAUACCAACAAUGCCAUCACUGGGUUUGAGGAAGCCUUCGAGCAGUUUGCUACCUCGAGUUCUAAGAAUUCAAAGAAUGCCACGGUCGGUCGGCCAGAGGUGGGCAGCCCUCUUACCCCAAAACAGAGUGACGUUCCAGCGGACAGCAAGGCAUGUUACUCCAAAAUGAAGAUGCCAACAGAAGUGAAAAAGAGCCGCCGUCACCCCCUCAGCAAGCCACCCAAACGCUCCCCUUUGUCCAUCUUAAAGCAAGAUCCAACCAGUGACAAAGAACUGCCCUCCCCCAUGCCACUGGAUAACGACAUGAAGAAACAGGAGCACCUGUGGCAGAAUCAAUCACCCAACUUCCUGGCAGAGAAGGCCUUCAAUGCUGCAGUGGCAGCACUUCAACCACACUGUGCUAUCUGUUCUCUCUUCUGUCCGUACACAAAGCCACACAAAGAUGUCUUCGUUUCGAACGACGCCUAUCGCGCCUCCCUUCCCCGCCAUGGCAGUCUGACUCGUCCGCUGGUCCCAGAGAUGUGCUUUAGUGUCGGCGCUUGCAACACUGAGCCUCCACCGACUAACUAUCAUAUUGGAGAGGAUGGAACCAGUCUUCUGCUCUGCUGUUCAUCUUGCCAGAUGCAGGUUCAUGCCAGUUGCUAUGGUGUAAAGCCAGACUCUGUCGGUGAAUCCUGGAUGUGCUCCAGGUGUGCAACAGGAGCCUGGACAGUGGAGUGCUGUCUUUGUAACUUGCGAGGAGGGGCUUUGAAGACUACCACAGACAACCGGUGGGUCCAUGUCAUCUGUGCCAUCGCUGUGGCUGAAGCUCGCUUUGUGAACGCCAUUGAGAGGGAACCGGUGGACGUCAGCGCCGUCCCAGAAUCACGCAAGAACCUUAAGUGUGUGUUCUGCCACAGCAAGAAUGCCAAUCAGAAUCGUGGCGCCUGCAUCCAGUGCUCGUACGAGAAAUGUGCCACCUCCUUCCACGUCACUUGCGCCCAGAUUGCCGGUGUCGUCAUGACGCCGGCCGACUGGCCCUACGUGGUGUCUGUCACCUGCCACAAGCAUAAAAGAGUCCCUCCGAAGCCUCGGAAAGCACCCAAAGGCCCACAAUGUCUGAACCUGGGCCAGAAGGUGAUUGGCCGCAACAGUGACGGCUGGUACUACCACUGUACCAUCAUCGGCAUGGCAACACAGACGUUCUACGAGGUCAACUUUGACGACGGCUCGUAUUGUGACAACGUGCACCCAGAAAACAUAUUAAGUCACGACUGCCUGCGUACCGGUCCUCCUGACGUGGGAGAGGUGGUUGUGGUCAGCAUGCCCGAGGGUCAGGUCCUCAACGCUUCUUUUGUCAAACAGCACGCUCACAAUUUCUACCAGGUCGAGUUUCAGAACCUGAGUCAACUGAUGCUAAAACCCUCAGAGAUCCAUCAGCUGGAUCAGGAGCUGCCCAAGAGGGUCCAGGCCAGACUGGCCAUCUCUGUACCACAACAGGAGGCUUCCUCACCAGAUGAAGCCCAAGCAGCCAAACGCCGUCGCCUGCCCUCAGGUUCAGCCCUGCCCACUGAAACGCCCAUGGAGACAGCCAGUAAGCCUGCCAGCCCCUUGACUAUCUCCCCGGUAACAGCAGCACCAGCAGCAGCAGCAGCAGAACAUCCCAGUAUUAGUACACCUGCGACCUCACAACCUCAGCCCCAGCCCACCACGACCCCACAAGAUGCCCCCGCCCCGCCCAGUGGAAUCCAGAUGGACACUGAGACCGCAAUGGACACAAGCGCCGCCCGCACCGACGUUCCAGCGGCGCCAACCUCAGCCACGGACCCCGUCCUGACUCCACAUUCUGCUCCUUUUCAGUCGACGUUGAACUCUGACCCCCUCCUGUCCACCCCGUCCCCUGCCCCGCCUCCCCAGCACAUGUCUGACGGCUACAUGCCGAGCAGCGGUUACGUUUCCUACAUGGAGACCCUCCUCAAUUCACAUUUCCCUCAGGACGAUGGCACCGGAUCCUUGUAUUAAAAUCUGACUCCACUUUAUUGUUACUCAGCCAGUGGAGGCUGAGCUCAUAGGAAGUAAGCUAAUGGAGGCGGAUCUACUGAGUGCUGUAUUAAUGGACAAAAACAUUUCCUCUGCCGGCUCUGAGAGGUCAGGGCAGGAGAAGGAAAGGACACAGACACACAAGCACUCUUUUAAUGCAUGUUACUUUUCUAUUUUUGAUUUAAUGUAUUUGCAGUGGUGCUUUACCCUGCUUUGAUACAGCAGCUAAAGAGGACAUCUUUUUUUUUUAUGAUUAUAUUAUUGUUUGUUUGUUUUUGUUUUUUGGGUUGUUUUUUUUUUAGGCCUUUUUGCUUUUUUUCCUGUUUUUGGUCAGCUGCUAUGCUUUUCUCCUCCAUCUUAAUAUGAAUACUUGUCUGGGGGAUAUCAACUCCAUACCUCGUUGCAUUAAUUCAAUAACAGCACACUCCUGUUUUCUUCUUACAGGAAGAUAAUUACUAUGACUCAGCGUUGACGAGCUGGUGGACUGUUUUUCUUUUUUAAAUCAGAUAACCAGCAACAAAAUGUCUAUUUUUCAAUCCAGCCAAGGCUCAAGGCUUUGAAACCGGUGGAAACAAAGUGUCACAUUGUCCCGCUACAGGAUAUUUUCAGUAAGGUGUUUUAUUCUCAGAUUGCAAGAGGUAAAUAGGGGUUAAAAAAAAAAAUGUAUUGUUGGGAAACUCAGUAUUUAAAUGUCUUAGUCAAAUAUUGAAAGAAUUAUUUGUAUUAGAGGAAACCAGUUGAAUGCAAACACUAGUAGAUUUGUCUGCAGGAUGCAUUAAAUUUUUUGUGAAGAUGUGUCACAGUAGUUAACAGGUGAGAUCCUUUAUGUAUUGACGUUAUUCGGUCAUUUGGUGGUUCCACUUUUCAUACCCCAAAACUGUCUCAGGGUUCCUACAUGUGAAAAAUAUAUUAAGUUUUAACAUCUAAGUAUUCAUACAAUUAAUGAAGUACAGAACAGCCCAGAAAACUGCCUCAAAAUAUUCCCUAACCAUAAUUGGCAUCUUUUAUAUUGUCACUUUUGCUCCCGUUAACAGUUUGUCUGAGUGAUAUCUUUAUUUACUGUCACAUUUCUCCUAUCAGCAUGUAAGCAAUGAAGUCUUGAAAGUGUCUGAUCUUUGGAAAAAGGAAAAUAUGUAGGAACCCUAAAAUCUGGAAAUAUUUUCUACCAUUCUUUAAUUAAAUUGUAUGUAUAAAUCAAUAUUGUAUAUUAAUAUUGUCUGUGUUUUCUAUUACUGUAUCCUUUAUAUGUUUGUUUUUUUUUCCUGAAAUGAAUUCACAAACUGGGCCAAUCUGAAAUAUUAAUAUCUUUAUUUUUGACAGAGUGUCAGAGGCAUUUUAUUUGGUUUGUACUGGUAAACACAGUUUUCUUUUUUAGGAUGUGGUCACUUUGUGCUACAGAGGUGCUGCAGAGAUAUUAAACUACUGAUAACCUAAGGUUCCUAGUACUGUCACCACUGUAACAUAUUGCAGGCCUUGUGUAUUGUGAAUGAAAUUUGUAAAUGUCCCACAUAUACCCCCACCCCUCACCCCUCCUUUAUCACAAAUGAGAUGUUGGAACACUUUUGUGUUCCUUUACCCAAAUGAUAUCCAUCAAGAAAAUCUUACUUCAUAGGAAUUAAAGUGGGUUGCUAGUCACCA